UCCGGUUAGGACGGGAUGCUCCGCGCAGCGAUCCCGUGUGAGGACUUUCUAUCACCGUUCAUCCGAAAGCAAGGGAACAUAUACAAACCCAACAAUAAAGAGAUGGAAAACGACAGUUUGAACGGGAAGACGAUGGAGGACGUCCACACGAAAGAGAUCGACCUGGUGAACCGGGACCCGAAGCGCAUCAACGACGACGUUGUCAGGGUGGACUUCGAGGACGUGAUCGCCGAGCCCCCCGGCACCUACAGCUUCGACGGCGUGUGGAAGGCCAGCUUCACCACCUUCACCGUCACCAAGUACUGGUGCUACCGCCUGCUCACCGCGCUGGUCGGCCUCCCGCUGGCCCUGAUCUGGGGCGUCUUCUUCGCCAUCCUGUCCUUCCUGCACAUCUGGGCGGUGGUGCCCUGCGUGAAGAGCUUCCUGAUCGAGAUCCACUGCGUGAGCCGCGUGUACUCCAUCUGCGUGCACACAUUCUUCGACCCCCUGUUCGAGGCCAUGGGCAAGUGCUGCAGCAGCAUCCGCGUCAGCAGCAUCAAGGAGGUCUAGGCUCAGGGGAGCGCCGAGCUGAUCGCUUGCUCCUCUCCGGAGGGCGUGGUGGGGGGGGGGGGGGGGGGUCUGAAGCGGAGGAGGGGGGGAUGGAGAGUCGGGGGGGGGGGGGGGGAGGGUUGACCGUGUGACAACGCUGAGGGAGGGGGGGUUUUGUUUUAAACAGAGAAGAUGAUGGCAAUGUACCCCUGGGAAGAAGAAACAGGAGGCAAAACAAUUUUUAAGAACUGGUUUUGUGGUGGUGUGUGGGCCUCCCCAUCGCGCUCCGCGUUCUGUUACUAAACAUGUUUCCGUGUAAAGCUGUGUUUUACUCCUCAAUCUCCAUCACUGGUGUCAACCAACUCAAGGGCCCAGGGAGUCAGAUGGUCAUUCUUUAGGGUGACUUGGCUCAUUUGUUUGAGUUCUUGACAUGUUUUAUUUUAAUUUGAUUUCAUCCCCCAUUGUUAUGGCUGCCCAGUGGGCCCCUUCUCCACUUCUCCAGGCUGGAGGAUGUUUCUGACACAAUGUACAUUCCUUCCAUUCUUCAAGCUAUUCCCCUCACAGCUCCGAUAGCGUUAGCAUAGCGUUAGCAUGGCCCUGGCUGUGUUUGGUCCACGGGGAGAGCCACCAGGUGUCCCUGGACUCAGCCAGAAUGUGACCCUGCCCCCCCCACCCGCCAACCCCCUACCCCAGACCUCCGGUCAAUGCCCCCUGCCCCCCCCAGCGCUCUGGUCAAUGCCCCCAACCACCCACCCACCUCCAGUCCCAACAUUCUGACACGGUGACUUCAUUCCUGCUUGUUUCCACCGUCUCCAUGACAACAGCGGACAUUGGCGCCCCCCCCGGUGGAAAAGCCCUCUUCCUCUGGGUCCGUAUUCACUCUCCGCUUCUAUAGGAUAACGUUCGUAUCUCUGUGAAGUCCUCUGCAUCUCCCACAACACGCUCAAUUUCACCAAGUUUUUUAGGACACCUUAUAUUUUUGUUUUUGUAUACUCAUCUUUUAUCUGAACUGUAUUGUGUUUCAGUGAAUCUGCAGCCGUCCGGGCAAAACAACAUGUGUUUCCUACACUUUUCAACAUGAAGUACUUUAAAGGGGAAAGGAGGGCUAACUUUAAAUAUCUUUGUGGCUAUGUGUGUGUGUGUGUGUGUGUGUGUGUGUGUGUGUGUGUGUGUGUGUGUGUGUGUGUGUGUGUGUGUGUGUGUGUGUGUGUGUGUGUGUGUGCACCAAAUGGGUUGAUGUCGCGUCCUGCAACAGCACUAUUCCCAGUGAACACGCGCGUCAAACGAUGAUGAAAAGCAUUGUGAGUACAUAGUAAGUACUGUUACCGCUGUGUGAAAACUCUUAUGCAUUAGAAACCCUAAAGGCUCCCCAACAACAUGUCCAUGUACCAAGUAUUGUCCUUUGCCAGGGUUCAAACACACGCCUACAACAGGGAGGGGGGCUGUUGUACUCCAGCAGGAGGCCAUCCGUUCCAUUUAGUUGGUGUUUAAUGGUGUGUCUCGGUCCUGUGGACUACAGCCUGGUCCCCGGUCCUGCUUCUGAACUGUGGAAACCCCCCCCCGCCCCCCCACCCCCCUCCGACCCCCGAUGUAGGGCACGGGGGGGGGGGCUGGAGGACGGAGGCCGUGGUGGAGAGGGGGGGGGGGGGGACUCUGCGAUCCCGCCGCCCGGGUCUGGCUGUGAGUUGGUUAUUGAUAUGAAGAGAUAUUAAAGGUGAUACUUUUAUUAUUUUUAUGUCUUUACUGCUUUUUUCUGUUUCACGCUGUGCACAUUAAAAUAUAAUCUUAUCUCAUCGUA
Molecule: messenger RNA, 2326 nt
Organism: Gadus morhua (Atlantic cod)
Lineage: Eukaryota; Metazoa; Chordata; Actinopteri; Gadiformes; Gadidae
Gene: cav1
Product: caveolin 1
Exons: 3
Coding region: 16-549 (177 amino acids)
Biological process (GO): negative regulation of endothelial cell proliferation; caveola assembly; cell differentiation
Cellular component (GO): sarcolemma; cytoplasmic vesicle; caveola
Molecular function (GO): molecular adaptor activity; transmembrane transporter binding; protein kinase binding
Source: RefSeq, a predicted model, not a curated record